Coffea arabica (coffee) is the source of this 894-nucleotide messenger RNA. RefSeq lists its product as uncharacterized. NCBI's taxonomy places the organism in Eukaryota, Viridiplantae, Streptophyta, Magnoliopsida, Gentianales, Rubiaceae. The record is from RefSeq and is a predicted model, not a curated record.
AUGGAGGAAAAUGAACCACAAAUGGGAGAUACAACACCAAUUCGUCCACCGGUGCCAUUCCCUCAAAGAUUAAAGGCUUCGAGAAAUGAUAAAGAAUUUGAGAAGUUUGUUAACAUUUUCAAACAAUUACAUAUUAAUAUACCUUUUGUUGAUGCUAUUUUGCAGAUUCCUUCAUACACAAAGUUUCUCAAUGAGAUAAUGACUAAGAAAAGGAAGUUAGUAGAUAGUGAGACAAUUGCAUUAACGGAAGAAUGUAGUGCCAUCAUACAAAAUAAAUUGCCACCAAAGUUGAAAGAUUCAGGGAGUUUCACAGUUUCUUGCACUAUUGGUAAUGUAGAAUUUUUUAAAGCACUUUGUGACCUUGGUGCAAGUGUUUCAUUGAUUCCUUUAACUGUGACUAGGCAAUUGGGGUUGAAAGAGUUAAAGCGUACUAACAUUUCCUUGCAAUUGGCUGAUAGGUCUAUUAGACAUCCAAUGGGCAUAUUAGAGAAUGUGCUCAUUAAAGUGCAGAAAUUCAUUAUUCCUGUUGAUUUUGUUGUUUUAGACAUGGAGGAAGAUGUAAAUAUACCUAUUAUACUUGGUAGGCCAUUUCUGGCCACCGCAGGUACAAUAAUAGAUGUUAAACGUGGUAAGUUCAAGUUCCAAAUAGGUGAAAAUGAAGUGGAGUUUGAUUUGAGUAAAAUGGAGAAGUAUCCCUCUUUUACUGACCAUAUUUAUUCUGUUGACAUAUGUGAUGAAUUGGCAUUAGAGAUGAGUCAAGUUAAUUUUGAUGAUGAUUCUCUUGAACUUUGUCUUAAUGGUGUAUGUUUACAAGAGGAGCAAGUUGCAGAAAUGACUGAAUUUUUGCAGGCACAGGUUCCUUAUAAAAGGAGAAAUGCAUAUGAGGAGUUAUAA